Haliaeetus leucocephalus (bald eagle) is the source of this 1606-nucleotide messenger RNA. It is a transcript of the gene SDC1, whose product is annotated as syndecan 1. The transcript is spliced from 5 exons. Gene Ontology annotation, biological process: cell migration. The coding region runs from base 1 to 921 and encodes 306 amino acids. Gene Ontology annotation, cellular component: cell surface; membrane. The record is from RefSeq and is a predicted model, not a curated record. NCBI's taxonomy places the organism in Eukaryota, Metazoa, Chordata, Aves, Accipitriformes, Accipitridae.
AUGGGUCCAACGGAGUCUGUUAGCUUGGGCUCCUUGCCAUGCUUGACUCAAACUACAAAUCUGAACCUUCCUCCUGAAGACCUUGAUUCAUCUGGUGAUGAUGACGAUGCAUUCUCAGGUUCAGGUGCAGGUCCCCUGACUGACCCGUCUCACACCUGGAGAAUCCCAGGAGAACCAGCUAAUUCCUCAUUACUGGCAACACCAAUGGAUUUCAACGAACAGCUGUUUCGCGGGACUGAGAGCCGAACUGAAAAGGAAGUAAUAUCUCCUUCUGCAACCAGUAAUGUAGUGACAGAGGAGCCAGUGGUAGCUGUGAAGGACGAAGUGUCCAUCCUGGGCUCACCUGAUGAGAAACCAACAAACGAUGCAGUUAUAACAACAGUGAGAAGCCCCACUACUCGCUUGCCUUCAGUGGUUCAUGUAACUCCUUCAGAAGCCUCAGGCACGGUCCACGAGCUCAAACCUAAAAUCCCUAGCUCUGAGAUGCCAGACGCUAAAGACGUGCCUGAGCCCCACUCUACCAUGCAUCCUGAGGGAGACAUCACUGCCACCCCCACGACGACAGCUCCCAAGGACGUUGUUCCUACGCAUGAGGAGGUUUCUGAGGAUGGCUCCGGAGACCCGGGAGACUUCAUCUUGACUAAAGAUGAGGAUUUGGUCCCCACCCAGAACUCAGAAGUGCCAGCUGACUCUGGGAGGAAUGCCAAAGCAGCAGGAGCCUCAGGAAUUAUGGACAGAAAAGAAGUUCUUGGAGGUGUUAUUGCUGGAGGACUAGUAGGCUUGGUGUUUGCAGUGUUUCUAGUUGCAUUUAUGCUGUACAGAAUGAAGAAAAAAGACGAAGGCAGCUAUUCACUGGAUGAACCAAAACAGUCUAAUGGAGGAUACCAAAAACCACACAAACAAGAAGAAUUCUAUGCAUAAACACUGAUCUUCAGGACACUUCUUAUUCCAUCUUUCUUGGACUCUUCUCUCCCUGCACGUGGACCUCCUAGUGUGCUUUGCAUUAAACUUAAGCCAUAUGAUCAUUGGGUUAUUUGCCCUUACCACUUUGCCAUUGGAAAUUUUAUAACUACAAAGUAGAUCUGGAUUCAUUGAAGAUUCCCUGCUUUCUUGCACAACUUCUUAAUUUUAUUUUACUUUUUUUUGAACAGAAGUGGGACUGCAAGUUCCUAAACUCACUUUGGUUUACCUAAAGACUGCUGGGGCAGGCGGUGGGGAGAAGAUAAGGGAGCACUGUAUGUAUAAACCUCUUGAUAUUUAGGGAAAGGGCUAGCAAGAAUAAACAAUUAUCAGUGCUCAAAUUCUAUAUAGCAGGGAUCCUUCCUAUUUAACUCAUGUAUGUGUUUUAAGUGUAACAAAUUGCUGCGCUGGGCAGACGUUUGGUACACUGCAAUCCUCUAGCUCUUUCUACCUGCCAUAUUUGGAGCACUUAAUGCCUAUGAAACAUCAGGAUGAACAUGAUUUCUAGGGAAAGGAGGUGUGAGGGGCAGGGUAAGCAAAUGACUGUCACGUGGUUUAAAAUAACUUAUAUUUUGGAAGCAUUAUCCCAUAGUCGGAACCAGCUCCUAAGCAGUUGGUGCAUACAGUAAUACAAAACAAAUCCCAA